Messenger RNA from Racocetra persica, 127 nucleotides. The record is from the annotation of a GenBank genome assembly. Lineage: Eukaryota; Fungi; Glomeromycota; Glomeromycetes; Diversisporales; Gigasporaceae.
AUGAUGGAAGCUCAAACUACCAAUAAUCUUCUUGACCUAUUACCACUUGAAGAAAUACAAGCUCUAAAACAAUUCUUGAAAAUUUGGAAAAAUAAUAAUACUAUGAACAAUAUUAUAGAAAUAUCUG